Molecule: messenger RNA, 1820 nt
Organism: Schistocerca gregaria
Lineage: Eukaryota; Metazoa; Arthropoda; Insecta; Orthoptera; Acrididae
Product: facilitated trehalose transporter Tret1-like
Exons: 4
Coding region: 1-1314 (437 amino acids)
Biological process (GO): transmembrane transport
Cellular component (GO): membrane
Molecular function (GO): transmembrane transporter activity
Source: RefSeq, a predicted model, not a curated record
AUGGCGCUGCCGCAGCUGCUGUCUGCGGAGGGCGACCUCAGAGAUCGGCCGUUGACGGUAGACGAGGCAUCCUGGCUGGCGUCGCUCAUAAUCGUGACCACGCUCGUGUUCGUUCCCGUGUUCUCGGCGGUCAGUGCACACAUCGGCCGCAAAAUGCUCGGAUAUGUCGCGAUAACUCCGCUGCUGGCCAGCUGGACCAUCAAGGUGUUCUCGACUUCCAUUGAAGCCCUCUAUGUAGCAAGGGUGCUGGCCGGUGCGCAGAGCGCCGGUUCGCUGAUGCUGACGACGCUGUACGUCAGCGAGACGACCAGCGACGAGGUGCGGGGCAGGUUGGGCUGCCUGCUGCCCCUGCUGUGCAACAGCGGCCUGCUGUUCGCUUACGUCAUCGGCGCCGUUCUGCCUUACUACACCGUGCUGUACGUGAACCUCGCUCCUGCAGCCAUCUUCAUCAUCUGUUUCGCCUUCAUGCCUGAGACUCCGUACAGGUUGGCAGCCGUUCAUCGGUACGAGCAGGCGAGAAAGGUUCUGAGGUGGCUGCGUCGAGGGAUCUCAGAGGAACAGGUGGAGCAUGAGAUGGCACGCAUACAGGCAUCGCUGGCCGGAAGCAAAGAAGGUGGGACGGGACGCGUCACCCUCAAGGAACUAUGCUCCAGGGCCUCGCUCAGGGGCUUCGCCAAUGCCAUCAACCUAGGCACCAACCUGCAGCUCUGCGGUUCCUUCGCUGUGCUCAACUAUGCUGUCAUCAUGUUCGAUGAGGCUGGAGGAUCCGUACCCUCCGAGGUGGCAACAAUCAUCUUAGGUGCUUUGCAGGUUGUUGGCGGUCUGGCGUCCGCUCUGGCGAUGGAUCGCCUCCGUCGACGACCCCUACUGUUCCUCUCCAAUGCGGUAAUUGGAACUUGUGUCGCCCUCCUGGGGGUCUACAUGUACCUCAAGCAGGAGACGGACGUAGACAUAUCGUCCGUCGGAUGGUUGCCUGCCACAUGUUUGUCCAUAUAUGUGCUGAUGCAUUCGUUUGGCUUGAAUCCGCUGCCGUAUGUGGUGCUCUCUGAGAUCGCGGCUCCGAGGAUCAGAGGUCUGGCUGCCAUUGCCAUGUACACAAUGGUCUGCGUCACUGCAACCAUCCUGACCAAACUGUACCCAACCAUGUCGGAGUCCAUGGGAGUGUACGGCACCUUCUGGUUCUUUGCAGCUGCGUGUCUGACUUGCAGCCUCGUGGGAUGGUGGCUGCUGCCGGAAACCAAGGGACGACCUUUGGAGGACAUCCUCAAGGAACUCAACGGUGGAAAGGAUGUCUUCGUUAGCAGCUCACAAUGACGCGUUCUACUUGUGCCGAAGAUAUUUCUGACGUGUUUACACAUAACGUUUAGUCUGCCACGUUCAGGUCCACCCUGCACGAGAGUGAUGUUUCCACAAUACUUCUACAUAUGUUGGACUGCACCCCUUCUGGAGGACUGAUCCGAAAUAUGUUGCAAAAUUACGGUCUGAACCUACUACGUACACAUAUUGUCGCGACGUCAGGCUUUGACCCAAAUUCUGCUGCCCAGAAACAUUUAAUCUGUGCAAGUGACUAUUCGCCGACAAAACAUGACACGUCAACUUAAACUGUACCGAAGAAACAUGUGUAUUUUGGCCAGUAGAGAACUGGAGUCCGCGUAUUCACAAGGUGAUCGUGCCUAGUCUUCAUUAUCGAUUUCAUCCAAAUGUAUGGUACAUACAGGGCUUGGCCAAAAAUUGAGAGUGAUAUUAAUGGGAGUCAGACGCGGGCCUGGCGAGAGAUGAGUCAUUUGUGUUACUGUAGUUCCCAGGCCGCGGAUGGCGCG